Molecule: messenger RNA, 444 nt
Organism: Equus quagga
Lineage: Eukaryota; Metazoa; Chordata; Mammalia; Perissodactyla; Equidae
Product: serine protease 44-like
Exons: 2
Coding region: 1-444 (147 amino acids)
Biological process (GO): proteolysis
Molecular function (GO): serine-type endopeptidase activity
Source: RefSeq, a predicted model, not a curated record
AUGAGGAUAGUUGGGGGAAGGCCGGCCGAGGAGGGGAAGUGGCCCUGGCAGGUGAGCCUGCAGACCCUCGGUAGACACAGGUGUGGAGGCUCCCUCAUCGCCCGACAGUGGGUGCUGACUGCGGCCCACUGCAUAAAGAGCCAUCUGGAGUAUAUAGUGAAGCUGGGAAGCAACAUGUUACAUGAUGACUCCAGAAAGACACUGCAGGUUCCAGUUCAAGAUAUCGUUUGCCAUCCCUUUUAUAGCUCUGAAACUUUGCGGCACGACAUUGCCCUUAUUUUACUGGCCUUCCCUGUGAACUAUUCCUCAUACAUCCAGCCUGUGUGCCUUUCUGAAAAGGCUUUCGAAGAGAAUACUGGGGAAGAGUGCUGGGUGACUGGAUGGGGCCGACUGGUACAAAACAGUGAGAGUGGCAGGCAGGAAGCUGAGCAGGGAGCAGCCUAA